This is a messenger RNA of Serpula lacrymans var. lacrymans S7.9, 1410 nucleotides long. RefSeq lists its product as uncharacterized. The coding region runs from base 175 to 1224 and encodes 349 amino acids. The record is from RefSeq and is a predicted model, not a curated record. NCBI's taxonomy places the organism in Eukaryota, Fungi, Basidiomycota, Agaricomycetes, Boletales, Serpulaceae. The transcript has a single exon.
CCGCAUCUAAUACCGCUACGCUUUCUUGACCUGGUCGUCCAUGCUAUCGUUCUCUUCAGUUCAUUGAAUUCUUUAAAGGCAGGCGUUUGGUGUAUAUUGUUUCUUCAGCGCUGGUUUUCGCUUUUUAUUACUUGCCGGGCAAGGUUUUUUUAUUGACCUCUACCAUCAUUUCCAAUGGCGUUGAACGCUCCAAUUUCUCAGGCGCUCAGCACAUCAGACGCUGAUAGAGAAUCGUCACCACCUCAGGCAGGUCCUUUGCCGUUGAAACGUGGAGAAAUCGGGUACAGGGAGGAAACUACAGUACCCGCUGAGCAGCAAACUGCUGAGUCUUCAACUUCUUCACCUGCUCCUGAUUCCCAAGCCUCGGAAACAGCGGGCUCUACAUCUCCACCAUCUUCCUCUGCUGCCCCACAGACAACCUCAUCUACAGCCUCCAGUAACACACCCUCAGAUCAUCCGUGUGCGAAGAAACUUAUUGCGUCACUAUUCAAAUCAGAAAAAGUCCCUUCGUAUGGAGGCAUAUGUCUAUCGACCUUGCUGAUAUUUACCCUCCAAUUCUUGAUCAUCGCUGUAACUGUGGUAGGAUGGGUUUUGUCUGUGCAGCAUAUCAGCACGACGAAUGCGACAAUGUCAGUCGAAGGCAGUUCGGGACAACAGAGCGUUCUACCGUCCAGUACCACUGUCGUCUACGUCCACAUCAUCUUUGCCAUCAUGGUCCUUGUCCAGCUGAUAUUCCUCGAACGCCGGAUAUUCCGCAUGCGCGCCGAGCGGUUCGUUCACUUACAUCCUGGAGCUAUCUUGCCCACGUCCCGCAACUUUUCGUCGUCGUCUCGCAAUAUGGGAAUCGUUCCGUGGAAUCGAGCACCUUUACCGACAUAUGCUGCUGCAAUUGCUCAAAGUGGACAUGGGACUGGAGAUGUGGAGGAUAAUAUUAUUGCUGUUCCACCUCCGCCGGCCUAUGGCAACACGAGGGGUAGCAGGCUGUUGCUCGCUGGAUAUUUGAGGAAUAGUCUCAGGGCGCAGCGCCCUGUCUCCAUUCGUAGCAAUGCGAGCGAACUAGAGGAAAGGCCUCACAGUUACGUAAGCAGUGAUGAAGAGUGGGAAGUUAUACGCAAUGCAGAAGCUGCUAGGAAACUUGAGGAGACCUUGUCGAAGGAAGGGGACGAUGAUGACAGUAGAGUUACGAGUGACAUUGAUGCUACGGCAGUAGGCACAGCGGUUUGAAGUAUGUCUAUGCAUUAGUGGAUUUGUGCUGUGUCCUCCCGACGCUGGUCUGUAUAGCUAUUUAUGGAUGUUUCUAUUGUUCAUAGGGCGUCAUUUUCUUUUUGCUCUUUUGCUUUAGUUUUUUUUCGUUUUUCGUUUUCACAAUUUAUCUGUAUCCUUACAUCCCAGGAUCAAGGUGAACCAAAA